AUGAUCGUUCUUUUGCAAGCAAUAUUAAUGAUUUCUAGUGCAGUACUAUGUCAGGAAUUUUUAGAUUCCCCUCCUAUCGAUUACACCAUCGGAGACGGUUUCGAAGACUGCGAGCAUCGGUUUCCAUUCAAAAUAAUUGGGUACGGAUUUCCUGAUAUUAUAACAGGAGGAGAGCGAGCUUUUCAGGGAGAGUUUCAACAUAUGACCGCCAUUGGAUGGACCAGAUCCGACGGGAGAAUUGAUUAUCUUUGUGGAGGUGCUUUGAUAACUUUGAGAUUCAUCUUGACCGCGGCUCAUUGUGCUGUAGAUGAGAAGGACAUUCCACCAGACACCACACGAUUGGGGGACACCGAUCUUGGCAGCACUGAGGACGAUGCAUCUGCUCAGCAAGUGGCAAUUGCACAGUUCAUAAAACAUCCGCAGUAUCACUAUUCGAAAAGGUAUUACGAUAUCGCGCUAAUUGAACUUGAAAAGAACGUCGUACCAAACGAGCCGGUACAUGUCGCGUGUGUAUGGCGGGAAUCGGAAGCACCUAUUGAUUUGCUGGAGGCAGUGGGUUUUGGUGAGCUUGGAUUUGGGGAGAUGUUAAGUCCCACCUUGCAGAAGGUUCAACUUCGAGCACUGGACACGGCGACAUGUGCAGAACGUAUCCCAAUGAAUCGUCGUCUAAUGCCUGAAGGGUUACUAGCAGAUCAGUUUUGCGCCCACAGUGAAACAAUGGACACUUGUAAAGGCGAUUCAGGAGGUCCACUUCAAACGGAGUUGUAUGAUGUGUUUGGCAAUGCAUAUCCGCUUGUGGUUGGUGUUGUGUCAUUCGGAACUCCUUGUACAUCAGGAUCAACGGGAGUGUACACAAGGGUCAGCUCGUACUUGGAUUGGAUCGAGAAGGAAGUCAAUCAGUCUCUUAGUUAUGAAGCUUGUACUUCUCGCGGGACUUAUCGCAAGAAGAAUCCCGCAUUCUUUGCUGCUGUUAAGCCAAAAUUGCCCGUCAAUCGCGUUGCAUUGCUACGGGGAGAAAAAGAAACAGACAUCUCACAUCAGUGUGGUGGAGUUUUGAUCGAUUACCAGUAUGUCCUCACAUCAGCAGACUGUGUCACAUCCAGCAUGGGUCCUCCGAGAUUCGUAGCAUCAGAUCAAGAUGCAGACCGUGUCCUUGUCGAGGAAGUAUUCGUGCAUCCUCGAUACAUCAAUGAAAAACCUUAUUUUGAUAUAGCUGUUGUAAAACUACUGAAAUACGCUAAUCCGGAAAAAUGCCUACCAGUUUGUCCAUGGAAUGAGCAGUUAUUUGGUGAUUGGACACAACGGAAGCUUCAGUUUGGAAUAACUGUUCCGCUGCUUAAAGGUUCUGGAAAUUCCAAAACCUUAGUUCCAUCAUAUGUAGAUACUGUUCUAAUGGAUAGCACUGAGCGAUGUAUCGCUGGCGAAGCUGUUGACGAAAACGAUCUAAUCUGCAUCAGUCGUAAUGUGGCGAUGAUACCAGGAUUGUGUCAGGUUGAUUAUGGAGGACCCGUUACCACUGACGUUCAUUUGGAUAACUGGCAUGAUUUGAAAGUUCUUGGCAUAUUGUCUCGAGUCACGCAGGGAUGUGGCAGUAAUGCUAUCUUCACUAGUGUAGCACAUCACAUAAAAUGGAUAGAGUCGAUAAUUUUUGAAAACUCGCCGAAGACAGAUGUUUAA
Anopheles moucheti is the source of this 1677-nucleotide messenger RNA. RefSeq names its product polyserase-2-like. Lineage: Eukaryota; Metazoa; Arthropoda; Insecta; Diptera; Culicidae. Bases 1 to 1677 code for a protein of 558 amino acids. Gene Ontology annotation, biological process: proteolysis. The record is from RefSeq and is a predicted model, not a curated record. The transcript is spliced from 5 exons. Gene Ontology annotation, molecular function: serine-type endopeptidase activity.